AGGCGAAUAGCCGACCGAGCCCGAGCGCCCUUCCUCCCCUCUUCUUCUCCUUCGACUUUGUUCGACUCCCCUCCUUCCCGGCAGAGGAGAGGAGAGGAGAGGAGAGGACUCAUCCAUCAUCAUCAAUCAACGCCAUGACGAGCUCCUCAUCUCCUUCCCGAAAGGCGCUGAGCAAGAUCGCUUGCAAUCGGCUGCAGAAGGAGCUCGCCGAGUGGCAGGUCAGCCCUCCCUCCGGGUUCAAGUACAGGGUCUCCGAUAACCUCCAAAGGUGGGUAAUCGAGGUCACCGGAGCGGCGGGCACGCUCUACGCCGGCGAGACAUACCAGCUGCAGGUCGACUUCCCUGAGCAUUAUCCCAUGGAGGCGCCUCAGGUCAUUUUUCUCAACCCGGCGCCGAUGCAUCCACACAUUUACAGCAACGGGCACAUCUGUUUAGAUAUACUGUAUGAUUCUUGGUCACCUGCAAUGACUGUCAGUUCGGUCUGCAUCAGCAUUUUGUCAAUGUUGUCAAGUUCACCAGCAAAGCAACGCCCUCAAGACAAUGACCGCUAUGUUAGGAAUUGCCGCAAUGGGAGGUCGCCGAAGGAGACCAGAUGGUGGUUCCAUGAUGACAAAGUGUAAGAGGAACUAGUUGGCACUUUUGCCAUUCAGUAAUCGUAAUACCUUGAAAUCUCUUGCAAGGGGAAAAUGAGAUGAAUGUAGGCUUACUGUUAAGCAUCACUCUAUUGGACCACCAAGCUUAACUGCUGGGUUGGUUUGUACAUGAGCUGCCUGCACACAUGUCAAGUCAUGAAUAUAAUAUUACCAUAAAUGAUUAUACAGAAUAAGCAAGUGUACCAUGCUGAUUCUCUGAUACGAUCGAGCACAAAAAGAAUAGCGUAUUGAACUA
Oryza sativa Japonica Group (Japanese rice) is the source of this 888-nucleotide messenger RNA. Its product is annotated as probable ubiquitin-conjugating enzyme E2 18. The record is from RefSeq and is a predicted model, not a curated record. Lineage: Eukaryota; Viridiplantae; Streptophyta; Magnoliopsida; Poales; Poaceae.